AUGGCCGUUCUCAAGGGUGGUGCCGUCUUCACGGCGAUUGCUUCUCUCGCAGCCGCUGCGGUCCCCGCGUCCGCCGAUCUUCCGACCAUCACGCCCCAGUACCUCGCGACGGCGGGCAACAGCUCCCUCUUCACCCGCUGGAGGCCUCGCUCGCACUACCUCGCGCCGCACAGUUGGAUGAACGACCCUUGCGGUGCGCUCUACGACCCAGCUACCGAGACGUACCACCUGCACUACCAAUUCCAUCACAACCAUGUGAACUGGGGCAAUGUGUCCUGGGGCCACGCCGUGUCUAAGGAUUUGUUCCACUGGACGGAUGUGCGCGGCUGGCAGAACGCCUCGUCUGUGUCACUCGCGUCCGGUGAGUACGCCGCCGACCCUCUGUCGCAGUUCAGCGGCACAGCACAGCCCGUCAACCUUGAGGGCGUCAGCGAUGGCACCCUCCUGACCUUCGGUACCGGCAUUCACCACCUGCCCACGAACUGGAAGCAGCCAUACAUCCCUGGCACUGAGGUGCAGGCCAUGUUCACCUCCGGCGACGGAGGUUCCACCUGGGAUGAAGUCGGCACUGUCAUCUCGAGUCCUCCCGAGGGCUGGAACGUCACCGGCUGGAGAGAUCCCAGCUUCUUCCCCUCCAAGGAGCUCGACAGCCUCCUCAAAGCCAGCGAGCCCCACUACUACAUGGUGCUCGGCUCCGGCCUCAAGACCGGCGAUGUCCCCGCGCAGCUCCCUGGCGCUGGACGUCCGGGCUUCAUCGGACCGCGCAUUCCUCUGUACUCGGCCCCCUCCUCCAACUUAACCCAGUGGACCUUCCUCGGUGCCCUCUGGGAGCCCACCGCAAACUCCUCCCUCGGCAAGCCCGACAUCACGGGAUCGUACGGCUACAACUUCGAAGUCAGCAGCUUUUUCGAUUUGCCGAUCGGCAGCACGGACGAGAAGGCUUGGUUCGUCACCAUGGGUGCCGAGGGUGGAAACACCACUCAGCACUGGAAGGAGCAGUGGGCUCUGUGGAACCGCGGAGACCUCGCUCGUCGCGACAACGGCUCGGUCGAGUUCACCCCCAACUCUGGCGGCGCUAUUGACUGGGGCAUCUCGUACGCCCAGGCUACUUGGAAGGACACCUCCAACAACGACAGACGCGUCAUGUGGGGAUGGGCCAACGACGACAUCCUGGGCGACUACGUUUACAACACCUCCAAGCAGUUCGGCUAUCAGGGCACUUUGAACCUGCCCAUGGAGCUCUACAUCAAGGAGACCAAGGACGUCCAGAAUUGCGGCACGCAGCAGGACGGAAGCGUCUGCAUCAAGAGCCACGACGGCCACACCGUCCAGACUCUCGGCGUUCGCCCUCUCCCCGACGUCAUUAAGCACCUCCGCAAGGGCGCUAAGCAUCACGAUAUCAAGAUCGGCCAUAUCACCGACUCCGCCAAGACCGCUUCAGCCAACCUCGGCACCUCCUACGAACUGACGGCGACCCUGAGCGACUUCUCUGGCCCCGCCGGCAUCAUCCUCGCCCAGAGCCCCGACAACGCUGAGUACACCACCAUCCGCUUCGACCCCGAGACUGCAGAGAUCAGCGUCCUCCGCACGCACAGCAGCCUCCUCCCCAACUUCAACACCGCCGCCUUUGUCGGCCACUUUGAGCCCUACCAGAUCCACAAAAAGAGCGCCAACACGACUGUCACCGAGCCUCUCAAUUUCCACAUCGUCCUUGACAACUCCCUCCUCGAGAUCUGGGUCAACGAGCGUUUCACGCUGACGGCGCGCAUUUACCCCUCGCGCAACGACAGCACCGGCCUGAGCUUUUUCGCCGCCGACGGCGGCAAGGCCACGUGGUCGGACGUCAAGGUCUGGGCCGGCCUCGCCCAGGCCUGGCCCGAGCGGCCUGCGGAUUCCAGCGCUCCCUUGCUCUGGGACACGGCUGAGCAGACGAACAACUACACCUGGUGGGCGGGGUACUAG
Messenger RNA from Mycena citricolor, 1962 nucleotides. Lineage: Eukaryota; Fungi; Basidiomycota; Agaricomycetes; Agaricales; Mycenaceae. The record is from the annotation of a GenBank genome assembly.